GGUCCAUUAUAAUGCUUAUGGUCCCGUGGUGCAAUGGGUCAUCGGGAACGACACGAAGAUCUACAUGGAGUCGAAAUAUCUUGGUAUUUGCACGUCCACUACUAAUCACUACUAGGUGGGUCAGUUUUCUUGCGGAUCUAUUAAAGGUGUCGAACUUGUGUUUGUAAAUCGGUGUAAUCCAUGCACUGUAAUCUCAGCGUACCCCUCGCUCAUCGCAACAAAUCGCCAUGUUCUGGGUACUUCACCUGUUGUAUUUAAGGCGCGGGGUGUCUUGACUAUCAGCAACUUGAAGUCCAACUGUUUCAAUGGCGUUUAUCACUGUUGCAUGCACCCUUAUCGUCUUGGCCAGCAUCUGGAUCGUGAAGCAACGCUAUCAGGCCGCAAGGCGGUUGCCAUUACCGCCUGGACCGCCUGGACGUUGGCUUUUAGGAAAUACGAUGCCAAAGUCAAAUGCGCCAUUUCAAUUCGCGAGGUGGACAGAGCAAUACGGUCCCGUGUUUUCGCUCAAACAAGGCCAUAGGAUUUUCGUGAUUAUAGGACGUUAUCAGGCUGCGGUGGAUAUCAUGGAAAAAGAAGGCGGAAAUCUCGCCGACCGCCCACGAUCUAUUGCAGUGCAAGAGACAUUAUCUGACGGGAUGAGAAUCGUCCUUGAGGGCAGUGGUGAGAAAUUGCGCCGGCUCCGCAGGUACGCAUAUUGUUUCUACCGGGUGCGAUCAGUGAGACUGAAUGUAAGCAGGGUCUUGCAUGCAGGCUUACAACCCAAGGUUGCGGAGACCUACGAGCCCAUCCAGACUAGGAAUGCGAAGAAUCUGAUUCUAGAUAUCUUAAAUGAUCCAAAGAACCAUCAAGGUCAUGCCAUGCGAGGUGACCCUGAAGUCGUUGCCCUCAACAAGUCUCUUGAGCGUUUUGGUCAAGCCAUGAAGCCGGGAGCAUACCUUGUGGAUGCGUAUCCAAUCCUGCGUUUCAUCCCAGGCUACCUGAACCAGUUGAAGGCAUGGCACCAAGAAGAACUUGCUCUCUUCAACGGGCAGUUGGAUGCGGUGCGAAGACAGAUGGGUGAGGAGACCGCGACGCCAUCAUUCGGGAGGUUCAUUUUAGAGCACCAGAAACAGUAUCAGCUCGAAGACAAGGAAAUGGGAUACAUUGCAGGAGGAAUGUUCGCGGCUGGUUCUGAUACGACUGCAUGUGCAAUCACAAUUAUGAUGAUGGCUGCUACCAUUCACACGGACACACAGGCUCGCGUACAAGAGGAGCUUGAUGACGUUGUGGGGCGUACGCGGCUGCCGACAUUUGAUGAUCAGGAAAUGCUGCCGCAGGUUACCGCGUUCAUGCUGGAGAGUCUGAGGUGGAGACCUGUUGCCCUUGGAGGCUUUGCGCAUCGCGCGAAUAAGGACAUAAUUUGGAAUAACUACCUCAUUCCUGCAGGUGCGACUGUUAUUGGCAACCAUUGGGCUAUCGCAAACGAUCCUGAGGUCUUCCCAGAACCGCAAAAGUUCAAUCCUCAGCGUUGGAUCGACGAUGCAGGUCGUGUACGCAAUGAUCUCCGAUUCUUUACUUUCGGCUUUGGCCGCCGAGUGUGUCCCGGUCAACAUGUCGCAAAUCGGUCUAUGUUCAUCAACACGGCUCUUAUUCUCUGGGCUUUCCGUUUGUCUGAGAACCCUGCAGCAAAGAUUGACACGCUUGCUUUCUCGGAUACUGUGGCCGUACAUCCUGCUCCGUUUGAGAUAUGUUUGGAGAAGAGGAUCGAGGAGAAUCUGAUCAGGGAACUGUGUGCACCUGGGGAGUAA
Messenger RNA from Suillus subalutaceus, 1787 nucleotides. RefSeq names its product cytochrome P450. Gene Ontology annotation, molecular function: monooxygenase activity; heme binding; iron ion binding. The record is from RefSeq and is a predicted model, not a curated record. The transcript is spliced from 12 exons. The coding region runs from base 306 to 1787 and encodes 493 amino acids. NCBI's taxonomy places the organism in Eukaryota, Fungi, Basidiomycota, Agaricomycetes, Boletales, Suillaceae.